AAAGCUAUUCAUAAUUAUCGUGAGAUCAUUGACCAUCUGGAACCAAGGCUGCCGGCCAAGGACAAAGAAGAAUUGGCCGACUGUCUUGUCCGCAUUCACGAAAAGGCAAGGGAAAGCGAUGCUGCUAUGUUCAUCAAGACAGUCAUUAUGGACGAAUUGGCUCGGCAAAGUGAGGCUUGAUUUUAACUGA
This is a messenger RNA of Protopolystoma xenopodis, 190 nucleotides long. Lineage: Eukaryota; Metazoa; Platyhelminthes; Monogenea; Polystomatidea; Polystomatidae. The record is from the annotation of a GenBank genome assembly.